GAAUCAACAGCCGCCAUCUUGUCGCGGCUCGGAAUCAGGAUUUCGAUAGAGCACUAAUUUUUAUUUUUGAACACGGAGGAUCCAAACCGAGGUUUGACGACACCGUUCAGUGGAAAAUGACACCUUUAUAUCGCCGCGAAGGAAUUUUUGGCGAAAAAUCCUGGAUUUAAUCGGCGUUCGUCGGCCACGAAACCCUCGCAUAUCUGAUUUCCCCUUCAGAGCGACGCUUGCGUCUGUAUUUCUCUCGGAGCGGGGAUUGUUUACCGGACGCUUUUGGAGGACAGACAGCGCCGAGGGGACUAUUUUGCACAAAUAUCUCAUUUUCAUGCAACCGUGCAUUUCUACACGGAGCCAGAAUGUUUUUGCACGAAAAAAAUUGAUGUCAGAAAAUGGAUCGCAUUCCGUUGCAAAACUAACGACGCUCGUGCGCGAGGAUUCCUGUGGAUAUUUUAUUUGGGAUUUUACGUUGAAUUGGCGGAAAGGAGGCGUUUUCUCUCGGCAAUAUAACGAUGAUAAUGUGGGUGUUGGGUGUUGGAUUAUCAUGGGGUGAAUGGUGGUGGCGACGCGGGGCGCUGUUGCUGCUUUUUUGAGAAAAUCCUCCGCCGAGCCGCUCCACACUCCCCACGUCUUGCAAAAGUAAGGUAACAUCUGUUAUUCCGACGAAAGGGUCCUUCACUUUGCAUUCCCCCCCCCCCCCCACAACAUUCGGCCAGAAGCAUCUCUUAAUCGCGAUGGCUGAAAAUGUGCUCGAUGUUGGUCCUUCAAGCGCAAAGCGAGCGAAGCUGACAGCACCUGCUCCAGACGCACCAGAGUUGGGUUCACUUUCCUGGGAUGACCUGGAGAACGAUCUUCCAGAUGAGCUGAUUCCUAACGGAGACCUGGGGCUGAUGUCCAUGCCCUCUAACGGUGGUGCAGGUACAGGCGGUCACGGGCCCAUGGUCCCCGAUGCUGCUGCCAAACACAAGCAGCUCUCCGAGCUCCUCCGGCCGGGAAGCAGCGCUGGCAGGAACUCAUCCAGUCCGCAGCCUGGGGGCAUCGGACCUCAGCUGGGUGGGCUUGGAAAAAGUCCCCUGGGCCAGGGCUCCCCUUCUCACCCGUCUCAAACUCAGAAACCAGGUGGUACCCCAGGAACGCAGGGCAAUAAUGCUGGCUCAGCUGGCAUGGGACUCGGCACGGGAUUUAACCAGGCCAUGCUGAACAGCGGCAUGAUGGGACAGAAUGCGGGCACUCAGCAGGGUCAGGUGAUCAAUGGGUCUGUGGGCCGCGGUCGGGGCGCGCCAGGGAUGCAGUACCAGGUGCCAACUUCUGCAGGGGCGGGAGGAGCAGCGGGGGCGGCAGCACCAGGAGGAGCGGCAAGUGUCCUGGCAGAGGCUCUCGCACAGGGGGCACAGCAGAUGGGCAUCAACGCCCAGCAAGCUGGCAACAUCAACAAGAUGGGCAUGGCAGGUGGCAACAGUCCGUUUGGUCAGUACCAGGGUGGAGGGCAACAAAUGGGCACGACUGGCGUGAACGCUCAGAAUAAAGGCGGCCUUCCCAACAGCCUGCCCCCAUUUCCAACUGACCUAAAAGGAGCGACGGUCACCAGCGUGCCAAACAUGCCUCAGCAGCAGCAGGUGUCGGUGGGGAUGGUGGCAGGUCAGAGCGUGUCCGCAGGCCCCACGGCCGACCCGGAGAAGCGUAAGCUGAUCCAGCAGCAGCUGGUUCUGCUGCUCCACGCCCACAAGUGCCAGCGCCGCGAGCAGGCCAACGGAGAGGUGCGAGCCUGCGCCCUGCCCCACUGCAGGACCAUGAAGAACGUCCUCAACCACAUGACGCACUGCCAGGCCGGCAAAUCCUGCCAAGUGGCUCACUGUGCUUCAUCGAGGCAGAUCAUCUCGCACUGGAAGAACUGCACGAGGCACGACUGUCCCGUCUGCCUCCCGCUGAAGAACGCCAGUGACAAGCGCAACCAGCAACCAAUGCUGAGUCCCCCCAACGCUGGUCUACAAUCCCCCAUCGGGUCGGUCGGCACGGGGCAGCAGACGGCACCCGCUCUACCCAGCUCCACGCCCAUCGACCCCAGCUCCAUGAAGCGGGCAUACGCUGCCCUCGGCCUCCCCUACAGCAACCAGAGCCCCACACAGACCCAAUCCCCUGCACAGACGCAGGGCCCCGGGCAGCCGACCGCACAGACACCACACCAGCAGCAAAUGAGACCCAUCAAUGCGCUCGGGGGUGGUCAGUUGAACCAAAUCGGCGUCCCGACGUCAGAACAGACUAAGCUGCUCCCAGAUGGCACCAUGUCGUCAACACUUAACUCUAACAAUCAGCUGAUGCCGGACGGCACUACGGUAGGCAGCAUGGGUAACCUGCCCACAGCGGCCCCUCUGUCAGCCACCGGUGUGAGGAAAGCCUGGCACGAGCAUGUCACUCAGGACCUCCGUAACCACCUCGUACACAAACUUGUGCAGGCCAUCUUCCCUACGCCAGACCCCGCCGCCCUGAAGGACCGCCGUAUGGAGAACCUGGUGGCGUACGCACGAAAAGUGGAAGGGGAUAUGUACGAGUCUGCCAACAGCAGGGACGAGUACUAUCACUUUCUGGCGGAGAAGAUCUAUAAGAUCCAGAAAGAACUGGAGGAGAAGAGAAGGUCUCGAUUACAGAAGCAGAUUAUUAACCAGGCACCUAUGACUGCAGCGGGACAACAGUCCAACCAGCCUAAUGUCAUGGGCCCUCGGCAGAAUGGACCCGUGCCUAUGCCUAAUGUGCCAAAUCAGAUCAUCAAUCGCAUGCAGGUGUCUCAAGGGAUGAAUCCAUUCAGUGCAAUGCCCAAUGUGCCGAUGUCUCAGGCUCCCAUGGCAACACGUGCUGCCUCUCCGAUAAACCAUCAACAGAUCAACAUGAACCAAGUCCCUACGGUAAAUAUGUCUCCCACGCGAAUGCCCCCAACGCAAGGCAUGCUGGGAGCUCACGCUGGGAACAUGGUGGCGCAGACAGCCAAUCAGACGCCGUUCAUGGCUCAACCGCAGUUCCCUGCCAACACCAAUGCCAUGAACGUCAACAUGGGCCAGCCCAACUCGCAGGCGGCCGUUUCACAGCAGCAGCCGAACGCUAACCUCCCCCUGAAUGCACUUGGGCCCUUGGGCCCGUCACUAGGCUGCCCCGCGCCCCCUCAGGCUCCACUCCGCUCCACACCACCCCCCAACGCCACCGCCAGCACCACUAACCUGCCAGCGGCACUGCAGCCCAGUCGGGCCUCCACACCCAACCCCGCCCCUGCUCAGGGCACCCCGCCCCACAUGCAGCCCCAGGCGGAGCUGCCCCUCCCUGGAACACCGAGUGGUGAAAACCGUGUACCCACUCCAGCAUCAGCAGCCAGCACCGAGCUGCACUCCCAGCAUGCCGUGCCUGACGUACCGCCCAGUGACACUAAAACAGAAGAUCAGGACUGUGACAAAAGCAUCAAAACAGAGCCUAAGAUGGAGACGGAGAACGACACAGGCUCCCAAUUGGUCAAAAAGGAGGAGCAAGAGGGGUUGGAGGCUAAGCAGGAGCCAAUGGAGGCGGAAGACAAGAAGAUGGACUUGAAGACCGAGACCAAAGAGGAGGAUGAAAGCAGGACAAACGGCACGACGUCCUCUUCACCGCCCCAGUCUCGCAGGAAAAUCUUUAAGCCAGAAGAGUUGCGGCAGGCAUUGAUGCCGACGCUGGAGUCUCUGUACAGGCAGGAUCCAGAGUCUCUGCCCUUCCGACAGCCUGUGGACCCGACACUUCUGGGCAUCCCUGACUACUUCGAUAUCGUGAAGAAUCCCAUUGACCUGUCAACUAUCAAACGCAAACUAGACACGGGUCAGUAUCAGGAGCCCUGGCAGUACGUAGACGACGUGUGGCUGAUGUUCAACAACGCGUGGCUGUACAACAGGAAGACGUCGCGCGUGUACAAGUACUGCUCUAAACUGGCUGAGGUGUUCGAGCAGGAGAUCGACCCGGUCAUGCAGGGCCUCGGUUACUGCUGCGGGAGGAAGUACGAGUUUUCUCCUCAGACACUUUGCUGUUAUGGGAAGCAACUGUGUACGAUACCCAGAGAUGGCACUUAUUACAGUUAUCAGAACAGGUAUCAUUUCUGCGAAAAGUGUUUCAACGAGAUUCAGGGUGACAGUGUGACGCUAGGAGAUGAUCCUGCUCAGCCACAGACCAUGAUCUCUAAACACCAGUUUGAAAGGAAGAAGAAUGACACGUUAGAUCCUGAGCCGUUUGUUGAAUGUAAAGAUUGUGGGCGGAAGAUGCAUCAGAUAUGUGUCCUGCAUUAUGAUGUCAUCUGGUCUUCUGGUUUCAUUUGUGCUAACUGUUUGAAAAAGAGCGGAAAGUCGAGAAAAGAGAACAAGUUUUCAGCAAAAAGGUUGCAGACAACGCGGUUAGGCACGUACAUAGAGGAUCGUGUGAACAAGUAUUUGAAGCGACAGAACCAUCCGGAAGCUGGAGAGGUGUUUGUGCGAGUAGUAGCCAGUUCGGACAAGAUGGUAGAAAUCAAACCUGGCAUGAAGGCCAGGUUUGUAGACACAGGAGAGAUGUCUGAGACCUUCCCCUACAAAACCAAAGCACUUUUCGCCUUUGAGGAGAUUGACGGAGUGGACGUGUGUUUCUUCGGCAUGCAUGUUCAAGAGUACGGCUCUGAUUGCCCUUUCCCGAACACCAGACGGGUAUACGUAUCGUACCUCGAUAGUAUUCACUUCUUCAGACCUCGCAUGUUGAGAACAGCAGUCUAUCACGAAAUUCUCAUUGGCUAUUUGGAAUAUGUCAAGAAGCUUGGAUACGUUACGGCGCACAUCUGGGCAUGUCCGCCUAGUGAAGGUGAUGACUAUAUCUUCCACUGUCACCCUGCCGACCAGAAAAUCCCCAAACCCAAGCGCCUACAAGACUGGUACCGCAAAAUGCUGGACAAGGCCUAUGCUGAGCGGAUACUACACGACUACAAGGAUAUCUUUAAGCAAGCCACAGAGGACCGUUUGACGAGUGCAAACGAACUUCCAUAUUUUGAGGGUGAUUUUUGGCCCAAUGUACUGGAGGAGAGCAUCAAGGAGUUGGAACAAGAGGAAGAGGAGAGGAAAAAAGAAGAAAACACGGCUGCUUGUGAAACUCCAGAGGGCACGCCAGGGGACAGUAAGAAUGCGAAGAAGAAGAACAAUAAGAAAACAAAUAAGAAUAAAAGCAGCGUGAGCAGAGCUAAUAAAAAGAAACCUGGGAUGCCGAAUGUAGCCAAUGACCUUUCUCAGAAACUCUACGCCGCAUUGGAGAAACACAAAGAGGUGUUUUUUGUAAUCCAUCUGCACUCUGGGCCCAUAGUCAACUCACUACUACCCAUCAUUGACCCUGAUCCCCCACUGACCUGCGACCUGAUGGACGGAAGGGAUGCCUUCUUGACCUUAGCACGGGAUAAGCACUGGGAGUUCAGCUCUUUGCGGCGCUGUAAGUGGAGCACCAUGUGCAUGCUGGUGGAAUUGCACAACCAGGGCCAGGACCGCUUUGUCUACACCUGCAAUGAAUGUAAACACCAUGUCGAGACACGUUGGCACUGUACUCUCUGUGAGGACUUUGACCUGUGCAUUAGUUGCUACAACACUAAGGGCCAUGAGCACCAGAUGGUUAAGUGGGGUCUGGGUCUGGACGAUGACAGCAACAGCCAAAGUGGCGAAGCCUCCAAGAGUCCUCAGGAGAGUCGGCGUCUGAGCAUCCAGCGUUGCAUCCAGUCUCUGGUGCAUGCCUGCCAGUGUCGCAAUGCCAACUGCUCCCUGCCAUCUUGUCAGAAGAUGAAGCGUGUGGUGCAACACACUAAGGGCUGCAAGCGCAAGACAAACGGUGGCUGUCCGGUGUGCAAGCAGCUCAUUGCGCUCUGCUGCUAUCAUGCCAAGCACUGCCAGGAGAACAAGUGCCCUGUGCCCUUCUGCCUCAAUAUCAAGCACAAACUGCGUCAGCAGCAGCUGCAACACAGGGUGCAGCAGGCGCAGAUGAUGCGGAGACGCAUGGCCACUAUGCAGGGCCGAGCCGUGCCUCAGAGCCUGCCGUCACCACCUGCGUCAACAGCCCCCAGCACACCCACCUCGCAUCAGCAACCCAACACCCCUCAAACACCGCAACCGCUGUCCAACCAGCCAGCUACACCCAAUGCAGGCGUCAUGUCUCCUGCCUAUCCCAAUGCACCCCGAAAUGGACAUCCCCCUCCUCAGGCUUCACAAGGCAAGCCACAGGCCUCCCCGCUACACCAGCAGCCGUCUCCGCUCCCGCAGCCUCCCCAACAGCAGCCGGCGCCCCAACAGCCUCCUCAGCAGCAGCCUCCGCCUAUGGCGGUCAAAAUGGCACGGCACAUAGAGAUGGUCGCACAGGCUCAACACAACCAGAACUAUCGCAUGACCAUGAAUGGCCUUCCCAUGAACCACCAGCAGCCGCGCAUGCCAGGCCUGAUGCAGCAGCCCAUGCAGCUGGUCGGACCACGCGGACAGCAGGUGAUGCAGCCCAUGUCGCAAGGACAGUGGACUGGAGGCCCUCAAGCAGGCAUGCAAGCGGCUCAGCAGCAGGUUGCUCCGCAACAGACUGCACAGGGCCCUCAGCAGACCAUGUCAAUGCAGAGACCCACAAUGCCCCAGCAAACGCAACAGCCACGCAUGAUGGUGCCCACACAGGGUCCGCGACUGCAAGCCCCACAGAGACCCGGAGCCAUCGCCUCCAAUGCCUUGCAGGAGCUGCUAGCAACCCUGAAGUCACCCAGCUCUCCCCAACAACAGCAGCAGGUGUUGAACAUCCUCAAAUCGAACCCCCAACUCAUGGCCGCCUUCAUCAAACAGAGGACUUUGAAGUACCACGCCAACCAGCCGCAGCAGCAGCAGCAACAAACGCCACAGGGCAUGCAUGCAGCACAGCCAGCGAUGCCCAACAUGGCUGCCAUGCAGGGAGUGCCUCGGCCUGGCAUGGCACCUCAGCAGCAGCAGCCCACACCACAAGGCCUGGCAGCUCUUGGACAGCAGAGUCAGCUCAUGAACAACAACCCGCAGCUGCAGGAGAUGUACCGGCGUCAGCUUUUGCGACAGCAGCAGCAGCAGCAGCAGCAGCAGCAACAACAGCAGCAGCAGCAGCAACAGCAGGGAGUGAUGCCGCAGGCACAUGGCCAGUUCCCGCAGGCACAGGGGACUGCUACCAACUACACGCAACUCCGAAUGCAGCAGCAGCAGCAGUUGGUCAUGCAGGGAGCAGGUGGACCUAUGGCCCAGAUGGGAAUGGACGGCACACCUAACCUCCUGCACCAACGCAUGCUCCAACAGCAGCAGCUUUCGCAACAGCAGGUCGUCCUCAAGCCUCCAAUGGGCUCACCGGCGCACCCAAGUCCCAUGAGCCCACAAGCUCACCUGCUUUCCGGUCAGCCGCAAGGUGCGCACCUACCCGGCCAGCCCAUGGCUAAUGCACUCAGUAACCAGGUGUGCUCACCGGCUCCCGUACAGUCGCCCAGACCUCCGUCGCGGCAACUUCCUCCACAUUCCAGUCCUUCCCCACAUGUUCAGCCACAGCCGUCACCGCAGCAUGUGCCGUCUCACACGGGGUCCCCACACCCUGGUCUGACGACACCCAUGUCUGGCUCCAUGGAGCAGGUACACCUGGGCGCACCUGAGCAGAGUGCAAUGCUCCCGCAGCUUAACACGCCCAACCGCGGAGGGCUGCCCAGUGACUUAGGUAUGGUGGGAGACACAACGGGAGACACGCUGGAGAAAUUUGUGGAGGGAUUGUAGCGUUUAAUGGGAGACUUCACCCACCACAGUCUCCCCGUUCCUCUUUUUUUUUUUUGUGGCUCUGUUGGUUUUUCUCUAAUAUUCUCAAAUUUUUGUACUGACAUGUAAAAAGUUAGAAGAAAUGUAGGAAAAAAAGAAAGAAAUUUAUGUUGAUAAGUAAAGGGAAUGUUAUUGUUUCCUAAAAACAAGACUGAUUUCUUCCUUUCAAGAGGGAUUUGAAAAUUGUUUAAAAGAAAUAUAAAUCACAAAGAAUAUAUUUUUUGUUCAGUUUAGACCCAUGUGUGGUCAACACUUUGUUUGUCCAGAUUAAUUUUUGUUUUGUUUCGGGGGUGCGUGGGGGGUCUGGUUUCAUGCCUUUUCUUAUUUUAAGAAAAUUACAAAACAUUAUAAUAUUCAUACCUUUUGUUUUGUACCUUAUCUAACUUUACAGCAUUUUUUGUGUUGGAAGACUGUAAAAUUUGUUUGGGAGUUUAGGUCAGGGUUUCUCUGCUCUGUCUGUCAUUCUUCCUGGCGAUUGUAUUCUAGUGUUGUACCAUUUUUUUUCAGACAUGCAUUCGGAGGCAUUUCCUCCUCUCCUCAUUGUGAAGUUUGUAUGAGGAGAACUAAUUUGUUUGUAUUGAUAGGAACUGUGCAUACGCAUGUAUGCAGACACGCAGAGACACACAUAUGCAUCGCUCAGACAAUACAACACAGAAUCCACGAGGACAUGUACACAUUUACAACAUCUCACUGGCCUGGAUCCAGAGGUUCUGUCUUGCAGAUGUAGAAAAUUGUUGCUUUUUGUCCUGAUUUUGUUAUACAGAUAUAUAAAUGUAAAGAGAGCUAGAAAGAGAGGGAGAGAGAGGGACCCCUAAGCUGAGCGAGAGGGAAUGGGCGAUCAAGCGCUUGUCGGAGCAGUUAUGGAUCAUUCCUCUCGCACAAACUUGAACAGGGGUUCUACUCUUUCCCUUAAUGUAAAUCAUGCAAGUUAUUAAGCAAAGUACUAUAAAUAUAAGGAAGAAAGAAUGGAAUCAUUGUAUAAACUGGUUGAAAAACUUAUUUCUUACUUAUAUACCAUAUUGUUAAAUAAACUGUGUGCAACAGAUCAAAA
Messenger RNA from Pimephales promelas (fathead minnow), 8844 nucleotides. It is a transcript of the gene crebbpa, whose product is annotated as CREB binding lysine acetyltransferase a. Lineage: Eukaryota; Metazoa; Chordata; Actinopteri; Cypriniformes; Leuciscidae. The record is from RefSeq and is a predicted model, not a curated record. Gene Ontology annotation, biological process: positive regulation of transcription by RNA polymerase II. Gene Ontology annotation, cellular component: transcription regulator complex; nucleus; histone acetyltransferase complex. Gene Ontology annotation, molecular function: zinc ion binding; transcription coactivator activity; protein binding.